Molecule: messenger RNA, 3750 nt
Organism: Porites lobata
Lineage: Eukaryota; Metazoa; Cnidaria; Anthozoa; Scleractinia; Poritidae
Source: the annotation of a GenBank genome assembly
AUUGGAAUCUAUUCGUAACUGCUUUAACAACUUCCGCACCGACUCGCUAAUGAACGUUUUAGUAAAUGGAAAAACACUUAUAUGAGGAAACACAGUUCAAAUCUUUCAGCUCUUAGUGACACAUUUAUAUUUUAGUGAUGAUGUGCGUGUGAAAGAUGGCAAGCAGCAAACCGUCGCUAAAAACACCGUUAAAGCUUUACCUCGUGCGAAUAUCGCCGUGCUGUCGUAUUGUGUGGUUAUACGUGUUACAGGUGAGUCAGACCGGUUUGUUACUACUUAAACCAUUAAUAUUUAGCCGGCUUCGGAGGAGCUCUGUGCAAGUAGGCCUUUAUAUUUUCGCCAUAACAGAAAUCGCACGGUGCUUUUGAAAAUAACAACAACAAGAUAUUGCCAUUAAGAUAUUCAUGUGUAAAUUUGUUAACCUUAGUUUAAUUUUAAUACCCUAACGCAUUUAUUAAUUUUUGCGCAUUCGGCAGUCAAGAAAUUGCAAAAUAAACCGAGGUGCUGUCCGUAAGUUUUUAUUUGUAUAAAAUAAAAAGCAUGCCGAAAGGAUUUUGUAUUGGCGGUGUACUGAUGCAAAUUGAGGGACAGAGGUUUGGAUCUUGGAAACAGCAUGUCUUCGCUUUUUAAAUACUUGUGCUCGUAGAGGUGUGAAGGCUUUAAUACGGACAUCUGCUAAUUGAAGAAACGAUUAGGUAUGUAUGUAAAGUCUAUCAUCCAAUGUUUUAUUUUGUUUUCCGAGGCUGGUCCAUAAAACAGAUAAUGUCAUAUUUCCGACGACUUAGCUCUUUUUUUUAAAAUAUGUUUUCCUAAUCCUCUUUAUUAUUGCUUUCUUUCAUUUAGUCUGCGUGCCGAAUGAUUUCGUUUACACACUCAUAAAUGGAUUUCAUUUAUAUACCCAUUCUAUUUAUAGCACAAGAUACCUUGUGAAAUCACCGAUGUCAAUGUUUUCCACGGUGAGCACCGAGAGCCGAAGUUCGUAGCCAUGAAUCCACACGAAGAAGUUCCGAUAUUGGCCGACGGGAAAACGACAGUUUUCGGAGGGUUUGUUUUGCUUUGCGCUUUAGUGUCUUUAGUUUGCUUUGUCUUGCUUACUUGCUUGCUCGUUGAGGUUGAUUAUCUUUGUUUUUCAGGCCUGUUAAAACAAUUACAUAAAUAGCUGGCUUCUUUUCUGACUGUACCUACAGACAGCACACAUACAAAAGAAAGGCUGGCUACCGAAAUUAUGUCUUGCUGCCCAGGCAGAUUAAUGAACUACCGGCUGCAGAGCGUUCGCAUAUGUUCAUUAAUAUUUCAUAAGAACUGGAAUGAAUGAACAUUUCUAAGGCAAAUUUGUGUUCGACAUUGCUCUUGAUAAACGAAAACGAGCAUGGCUGUAAACUUGGUACAAUUGCCAAUAUUUUGAAAGGCAGUGCCUCUCUUCCUGAGGAAGAUCAAGAAAGGCAGUCUUACAAAGGAAGGUUAUUUGGUUAUAAAUCUCAAUGUUACAGCUGAUAGAUACUUCAAUUUGGAUCCUCAUUAAAAACAUUCUUCCGAGUAAACUGAACGCUACAUUCCCUCUGUUUGACAUGGUGGCAGGAAGAAAAGGAAUUUCUUACAGUGUUAACAAAAAGAGACAUCUUUCUGUUUCCCCCAGUUGGGUACUCACUAAAAUUAGUUUGGAUUGGUGUGUGCUGCCCAGGAUCCUAAUAGACCUAUUCGGCUAACUCAAGAUUCUUUGUGUACUGUAUUUGCAUUAUAAUGUAGCAUUCUCGUUUAAAUGUAUGGAAAUUCCUGAAACAAAAAGUUUUAAUCCCAAAGGGUUUGAAUUGGGUACAACAUUGAGUUAGCCGAAUAGGUCUAUUCAAGGCAAGACAAGCGAAAAUUCAUGCCCUAUUCAAACAUCAAAGCCGAAAAAUUACACUUUAUAUACAUUCAAGGGAAAAACAAAAUCUAAGAAUAUAAUGGGGUAAACUAAUACUACGUCUUAUACACUUGCUAAUACUCUAAUUCAGUUUUAACAGAUGAUUUGUUUCGCUUGAAGCUGGACAUUUACGCGCUUGGAUUUUAGCUGAUAAAAUUUAGGAACCCUGAUUAAGGAUCAAACGGUGAACACAAUGCCAACAAGGGCAAAAAUGAUAUCCUACAAAGGGGUCAAGAUCCUCAAAACUAUAUCCUAUCCGGCGGCACAAACCUGUCUAGCUCACAUAUGGGAGUACCCCCCCGGAACUGUUUCCCAAACUGCAAGAAGUUUACACAGAUUUGAUCGCAAUUUUGUUUCCUACAGGUUGCCAAUAUUACGUUAUUUGGCUCAAAGGUACACGGACUUCGCCGGCUGGGGCAAGGCGCCACAUGACAGACAUAAAGUGCAAUCAGUAUUAGACUGGGCCAGUUCCAAGUUACUGAAGUAAGAAUAUUAACUGAAGCUCUUCUUUCCAAUACGAGUUAGUUGGUAUCCUGUGGUACAUUUAGCUACCCCUGUUAAUGUAUUGUCCUUUAAUUAAUCAAGUUCGCGACUCGGCUAUAAACUUCACAAAUCAUAAUGCAACUGUUUUAUUCCUUAAACUAUUCUGACGUCACAAUAAGAAGUUAUCAGCAAAAGUCGAAUUGCAAGUGCUAAACUGAAGUAUAAUGUUGUCAAAAAACAAAAACUCUUUUUUAACUUCAAAUGUCUGUAAAUUCUCCUCCACAGCUAGAUUAUAAUCCUUUAACGGAAGGGUUUAUAUACUCCCCACUCCACCCAGACCGCAUUGAUUUUACAGAGGAAGGCAUUAAAGCAGACAAACGAACGAAAAACGAAAAACAUUUCAUUGGUGAAACACUUUCUUUCUUUCGACUUCAAAAAAAAACCGCUUUGGAGCUGAUAAUUGCUGAAUAUUGUGGAUAUGAUCCGUCAAUAGUGUUUUGGAAGGGACUCAAUAUUUCUUAUCUCUACUUACCGGAUCUUCUAUGUUUAUUUUUUUUCUUUGCAGUGCUCUGGGCUACAAAUACGUGUAUCCUCAAUUGCUAGAGCGAUUUCAUCUGCCUAACGACGCGGACACAGAGGAACUGGUAGAAAGAGGUCUCGCGCAGACCAGUGAACUUUUAGAGGUUAUUGAGAACUUUUAUCUUCAAGAUCAUCCUUUCUUGUGUGGAUCGGAAUUAACGGUAGCCGACAGCUAUGUGGCGACUAUCAUGUGCCAAGCCGAAUUAGUUGAGUUGGACUUAGAACUUUGGCCCAGGCUCUGUGCGUGGAUGGUGAAAGUAAAAGGCCAAGAGCACUGGGUCGAGGUCCAUAGUGCGCAUGCGGACUUUCUUCAAAAAGUGAAAAAAGUCAACGUCACCUGAUCAUCAUCUGUGAGAAAAAGGGGGAAAUGUGAUCAAAUUGUUUGAGCAACCCUGAGGAUUUCCACUGCAAUGUCUAAUAUUUUAAUUUCGUUUUUUAAAGUGGAAAAUUUGACUUAAAUUUCUGAGGUAUUAGCUACUGAAUGUUAUUUAUGAUCAACAAACCUUCAAUAAGGUCUAAACACAGUGUCCAUCCUUCUUUGAUUUGUAGACUUUCACCGAAAAUUAUUAGAAGUUUAGUUAUUAAUUCUGUCGAAAUGUUCAGAUAUUAGGUCAUUUCAUCUAUUGGGUUUUUGUGUCCUUUUUGUUUAUGGACAGCUGAAUUGAAGAAAUGACAAAUCGUAAACUGAAACAAAAAUAAAGUAUGAGGUAACUUGAUGACAUCAAAAGUUGAUUUUAUUCGGAUAUAUAUUGAGCAAUAUAUGAAGAGAGAAAAACGUCGGCAUA